Molecule: messenger RNA, 844 nt
Organism: Drosophila eugracilis
Lineage: Eukaryota; Metazoa; Arthropoda; Insecta; Diptera; Drosophilidae
Exons: 3
Coding region: 16-441 (141 amino acids)
Source: RefSeq, a predicted model, not a curated record
CAAACUGACAGCCGAAUGCCUCAGUUGAAGCUAAACUUUGGCAGCGAGAAGAUGUCAAUGAUGAUUCAUACGAUCUUCCGUUUAAGCCUUCUGUUGAUUUUCCUGGGCUAUGUGGCUCCAUACCAGAGUACAAACCAAUGUCAGCCAAAUUGGGGAUAUUGUCAAAUGCAUACGGAUUGCUGCUCGAGAAAGUGCAUGACCUAUAGCUUAUAUUGUGCACCUAACGCGCCUCAUUUUAAUCCCAUUAAACUUUAUACAGUUUCGAACUCAAUCUUCGAAGCGAAUACCAAAGCUGUCAAAGUUAAAGAUGAACAAGAUGUUGUAGUUAGCGUGAAGGAAAAGGUGACUCCAACCUGUAAUCAAACCGGUGGACCUUGCUCCCGGGCUGAAGACUGCUGCAAUUUCCGAUGUCAUACUUAUAUUCACAGGUGUGUCACUUAAAGGGAAAUUCACAGUAAUGUGGAAACGUGACAGCCACUUAAUUACCGAAUGAAAUACAUAUUCAGAGCAAUGCGCAUUUUUGGGAAACUUUUGUCUUGGAAAUGAAUAACAUGGUUAACCCUUAGUUGCACGAUCAACAACCGGUUUCCUAUUUACCUUUUCAUUACACUUUUUAUUGCUAAAAUAAAACUCUCGAUUUGUUCUUUAUUACAAAUAAUUUAAAUAGUAGCAAUUUUGCAUUUCCUUAAUCAUUUAUUGAUUUAUUUUGUCUUGCAUAAUUUCUGAUUAAGCACGAUCUGCGUAUUUAUUAUUGAUUUACAUUGUUCAAUAACCUUAGAUCACCUCAUAGUUUCAAUGUAAUCAGAACAAUCACUCAUAAAUAAAAUAUUGAUUUAUAUCUUAA